Molecule: messenger RNA, 3629 nt
Organism: Rana temporaria (common frog)
Lineage: Eukaryota; Metazoa; Chordata; Amphibia; Anura; Ranidae
Gene: CALD1
Product: caldesmon 1
Exons: 16
Coding region: 415-2799 (794 amino acids)
Biological process (GO): angiogenesis; actin filament bundle assembly; muscle contraction
Cellular component (GO): actin cytoskeleton
Molecular function (GO): actin binding; myosin binding; calmodulin binding
Source: RefSeq, a predicted model, not a curated record
UUCUUUUUUUUCUUGCUACACAAAACCCAUUGGCUGCUUCUUGGACUAGGCUGAGGACAAUGACUGUUACUGGCUGCCAGUUGUAAACAUAGGGGAUAAGGAUUCAUUUUGUGCAAGUCCUGUUUUUUUUUUUUUUUCUUUUCGGGGAGUGGCUAACAAAAAAAAAAAGUCUGAGAAUUUAAUUCAAUAGAGCUGUGUUUUAAGCAACUCCUGUGUCGUUUUUUUCUCUUCUCUUUCCAAAGCAGCCAGUGACUUCCUUCCAGCUGCAAACGUUUCAUCGUAAGAGUGCUCAACCAUCACGACUCUGUAUGUCUGACUGCUAAGCAUCUGCUACAUUUGACUGAUAGGACCUGAGCCUAGAUCCUGUUUAUCCCAUUGCUUUCAUAUCCCGAUUGACAAGCUUGAACGGCUGCCAUGGAUGACUUUGAACGUCGCCGAGAGCUCAGGAGACAGAAGCGCGAGGAGAUGCGUGCGGAAGUGGAAAGAGUUACCUAUGAGAGAGUUGACGACGAUGAGGAGGAAGCUGCCAGAGAGAGACGCCGGCGAGCUCGCCUUGAACGGAAACGAGAUGACGGAGAUGGGAAUGAGGUGAACUCUCAGAACAGCAUUACAGUGGAAGAGAGCAGGACCAAGUCAAUAACAAGCUCAGAUCUUUCAGCGGAUGAUGAGGCUUCAUUGUUGGAGAGGCUGGCCAAGCGAGAGGAGAGGCGCCAAAAACGCCAAAAAGAGGCCAUGGAACGUCAGAAGGAAUAUGACCCAACCAUAUCUAUAACAACCAAUGAAAGUUUCUCGAUUUCUAGAAGCACCAGGAAUGGAGAGAAUGAAGUCGAAGAAAAUGAUACUUCUCCAAAAGUGAACGACUCAGACCUUCAUCAAGAAAAAUACAAAGUGGAAGAGACUGAAACAGUGGAGGAAUUUACUGAGAAGAACGAUAGUAGAGAAGUGCAAGAGGAAGAAGUAGAAACAGAUCAAGUUGAGGUCAAGCAGGAAGUUGAGGAGGAGCCACCUGAGGAACCUUUUGUAGAGGAGAAUCAGGUAGAAGUGACUUUCCAAAUUAAAAAUGUGGAAGUAUCCAAGACUAAAACAUAUGGGGAAGUGAGGAUAGAGGCAGUAGUAUCUACAGAAGAUAGCGAGCAGGAGAAGAGAGAGGCAGAACAUAGGGAGGCUAAGGAAAUUGAGCGAAUUGAGGCAGAGAAGAAGGCUGCUGAGGAAAGAGAAGGGAUAGAGGAGGCUAAACGGGAGGCAGAAGAAAGAGAAAGAGCUGUGGUUGAAAGAAAGGCUGCUGAGGAGAGGGAAAGGAUUGAGAAAGAGGCAAGACUUGAGGCUGAGAGGAAGGCAGUUGAAGAACAGGAAAGGAUAGAGGCAGAACAAAGGGAAAAAGAGAGAGCCAAGGCAGAAGAGAGGGAGCGUCACAAGAGGAUGGAAGAAGAGAGGAGGGUGGAGGAAGAGAGGAUAAAAGCGGAGCAAAAAAGGGCUGAGGAGGAAAGGAAAAGACAAGAGGCAGAGGAAAAGCGAAAAGCAGAAGAGAAAAAGGCAACAGAGGAAAAGAAAAAAGCAGAAGAGAAAAAAGCAGCCGAGGAGAAAGCUAGGUUAGAGGCCAAAAAGAAGGAGGAUGAGAAAAAGGAGAAGAAACCAGACAACAAACAGGUAAAAGACAAGAAGGUGGAGGAAAAGAUUCAGCCGGCCUUCCUAAAGAAGCAGGGAGAAGACAAAGAAAAUAAGUUUGAAGCUAAAAAGGACGAGAAAGUUCGAGCAGGCUUCAAAAAAGAAGAGGUUAAAGAUGAGAAAGGGAGAGGUGGGAAGGAAGAGUUAAAAGCCAGCUGGGAGCGAAAGAAAGGAUUUCCGGAAAGCAAAGCCCAGAAUGGAGAAAGUUUACAUGACGUUACACCGCAGAAGCUCAAACAUUUGGACAAAUUUGGUGGGGUGAAAGGACAGCCGAGUGGCGAUGAGGCCGACUCUGGAACAAAGGUGGAAGCAGGAAAAAAAUUUGAGGACCUGCGCCGUCGUAAAGGUGAGACGGACUCCGGGGAGUUUGAGAAGUCGAAGCAGAAACAGCAGGAAUCUGCAGCAGAACUGGAGGAGCUGAAGAGAAAACGUGAGGAGAGGAAGAGGCAUAUGGAAGAGGAGGAGCAGAGGAAGAAACAGGAAGAGGCAGAGAGAAAAGCCAAAGAAGAGGAGGAAAAAAAGAGACAGAAGGAGGAAAGAGAGAGAAGAAGAGCAGAAGCUGCAGAGAAACGUCAAAAGCAGGAAGAGGCGGGAGUAUCAGACGAAAAUAAAUCAUUGAAGGGUUUUACCCCAAAAAGUUCAUCUCUUACGAUUGAAGAACGGGCGGGGUUCUUGAACAGGUCAAGUCAGAAAAGUCUUAAGUCUUCACAACCAGCUGUGGUGUCCAAGAUUGACAGCCGACUUGAGCAAUACACCAGUGCAAUUGGAAACAACAAAAGUGCCAAACCUGCCAAAGUUGCUCCAUCAGACCUGCCACUGCCAGCAGAAGGUGUUCGUAAUAUCAAAAGUAUGUGGGAGAAAGGCAACGUUUUCUCAUCCCCGGGGGGUGUAACGUCACCAAACAAGGAAACAGCGGGAUUAAAAGUGGGUGUAUCCAGUCGUAUUAAUGAAUGGCUAACUAAAACUCCAGAGACCAACAAGACGCCUUCAGCAAAGCCUGCAGAUUUAAGACCUGGAGAUGUAUCUGGUAAAAGGAACCUCUGGGAGAGACCGCAAGCGGACAAGGCUUCCACACCAUCCAAGGUGACAGCUGGAGGUAAAAAGUCUGACACCAAUGGAUUAAGAUUCGAAUAGGAGCCAUAGGAAGCUUUCCAAAGCAACCAGACCAACUCAGAUAAAGUGCUAAACUGUCCUUUUUUUAUAUUUAUGUUUACUUACCAAAAACGUGUUUCUCAUUAUGCUGAAUACAACCAUGUAUAUUAGCACUGUAUUUAAUGCCCACCCUCCUCCAAACUGCUAGACAUUCAGGAGACUACAGUACUGCCUUUGCACAAGAUCUUAAAGGAAUUGUCCAGUCAGCUGCAGAUUUCUAGAACUUCCACCAAGUUCCCUCUUGAAACAAAAAGUAAAGGUUGUUCCUUGACCACAGUUUCCAUGGUACGAUUGGCAGAUUACCUCUCCUACUUCCUCGCUGUUUUAUGGUUGACUUAGCCAAUGGGCAGGUGAAGGGGGCAGUCAUAAAGCUGAAUUGCACCAUUGAAACAUGAGACCAUACCAGUUCCCAGAAAAAAAAGCUUAGCCAUACGCUAUUGCAAAUCUGUGACUAGCUGGAGAAUCCUUUUGAGAGAAGCAGCUGUGAAUCAAAUAUAUUUCUACUGAUCUUUAUUGAUUUCUUAUACCACAAAGUCAUGAUGAAUCUAGAAAGGCAGUUCCCAUGAGACUAUGCACCGAUAGAAUUAUGCUGCACUUUAGAGUAGAACAGUUUAAUAGUUUAUGUUAACAACCAUUGUCUGGUAGGAUAUUACUGAUUAGCUCAAAUUAUUAUUUUUAUUAUAUUUUUUAUUUCCUUUUAAAAACUACUUUGAAUAUCAACCUUUACACUUUGUUACAGAUAAAGCCAAUUUUUUGGUCCAUAUUAGUCAACUUUUUGGUACUUUAAUGGUUGACCGUAUAGUGUUAUAGUC